Messenger RNA from Pogona vitticeps (central bearded dragon), 2868 nucleotides. The record is from RefSeq and is a predicted model, not a curated record. NCBI's taxonomy places the organism in Eukaryota, Metazoa, Chordata, Lepidosauria, Squamata, Agamidae.
GGGAAGAAGGGUGCCCGGGGCUCCUUGGGAGAGGCCGGCAUGCCUUGGGGGGGCAGCACCCCAGCCUCCCAGCUGUCGGGCUGGCCCUCCACAGCUCAGAGCCCCCCCCAGAGCUCAAAGGGGUGGAUGCACAGGGAAAGGAGGGCGGGUGGAGGGGGAGAAGAAUGUCCCCCCCCCGGGCUAGCCUCUCAUCCUCUCUGCUCUCCCAGAGACGCCUGAAGGAGGCUGCCGUGGUCCUCGGAGGAGGUGGGACGAUCUUCGCCUCCUAUCUGGUGGCGGCGGGAGACGAGGACUUCUACGCCGCGCGGCUGAUGCCGGUGCUGCAAUGGCUGGUGGGCCCGGAGACGGCGCACACCCUGGCCGUGCGCCUGGUGGCCCUGGGGGUCGUCCCCUGGUGCGGCCGCCACGUGGAUUCGGAAGCUUUGGAAGUUCAAGUCUUUGGGCGCCGGUUCCGGAACCCCGUGGGACUGGCCGCGGGGUUUGACAAGCACGGAGAGGCAGUGGAUGGUCUGUUCAAGAUGGGCUUCGGCUUCGUGGAGGUCGGCAGCGUCACGCCGGAGGCCCAGGAAGGGAACCCUCGGCCUCGGGUCUUCCGCUUGCCGGAGGAUCAGGCUGUCAUCAACAGGUACGGCUUCAACAGCCACGGCCACGCGGUGGUGGAGCGCAGGCUUCGGGCCCGGCAGGAGACUCAGCGGCAGCUCAGCGAAGCCGGGAGGCCCCUCGGGAUCAACCUCGGCAAGAACAAGGCCUCGGUGGAUGCCGUGGCGGACUACGCUGCAGGGGUGCGAGCGCUGGGCCCGCUGGCCGACUACCUGGUGGUGAACGUCUCCAGUCCCAACACCCCAGGGCUCCGGACCCUGCAAGGCAAAACGGAGUUGCGCCUCCUGCUGGCCAAGGUGCUGGCGGAGAGGGAUGCCCUGGCCUCGGAGCCCAAGCCAGCCGUGCUGGUGAAAAUUGCACCAGACCUCACCGCUCAGGACAAGCGGGACAUUGCUAGUGUCAUCUGCGAGCUCGGCGUUGAUGGGCUGGUCGUCACUAACACGACCGUGAGCCGCCCGAGGACUUUGCGCGGGGACCUGCGCGGCGAAGCAGGGGGGCUGAGCGGGGCCCCGUUGCGCCAACUCUCUACUCAGACGGUCAGCGACAUGUACCAUCUCACCCAAGGCCGAGUGCCCAUUAUUGGCGUGGGCGGGAUCAGCAACGGGCAGCACGCCUUAGAGAAGAUCCGGGCGGGCGCCUCCCUGGUGCAGAUGUACACGGCCCUCACCUACCGAGGCCCACCUGUGGUGCAGGCUGUGAAGCGUGAACUGGAGGCUCUGUUGAGGGAACAGGGAUUCCAGAAUGUCCAAGAAGCCGUGGGAGCAGAUCACCGCCUCUGAGGAUUUGCGGCCGGGCCUCGCUCUGGCAGUGGUACGACCGACCGACCGGCCGCCUGCCCCCUCCAGGUGGGCCCUCUGAUGCUGGAUUGCCAGGAAGAGCAAAGGGGGCGAGGAGCACCCCCUCUCUGAGUCACCUCUGGACUAGGAACCCACCACCUCUGUGUCAGAGCCUUCCGGGAAGAGGGUUUGCUACCGAGCCGGCACGGGCUGCCAACUCUGCUGGCAAGGAAAGGCGGAAAGACCUCGUUCCCUACCCGCUACCCCUCGCUGUCCUAGGACUUCUCUAGAGGACCUCUUCCCCUGCACACUUGACUUCCUGGAAGGGACAGGACGUAGCGUAGAGCAGGCCCGGAGGAGGAGCGACGCAGGCUGCUUCGGCUUAAGUUGUCACAAGCAAGUCCGAAGGCGAGCGUUUUGAUUUCCUUCCAGAGGAAAAAAGAGGGAUGGCCACAAAAGGAAAAACCAUCAGGGCCUUAAAAUGGUUGGGCUUGGAGGAGAAAUGUCCUCCUUGGGGAGGGGAGCACCUCGGGGAGACUUUGAGGGCUCCGACAGGAUGAAACCCACCCUCUGGAGGUAGAACUUGUAAGCUGGCUUGGGUCUUGCAUCCGUUAUUGAUUUAUUUGCCCCCUUUCUGGCUCGCUUGUCUUCCAGUGAGCUCAAGGAGCGGAGUGUGAUUCUCCAUCCCGGUUAUUGGCCUGAGAUCACCCAGUGGGCUUUAUGGCCGAGCAGGGAUUCACAACCCACGUCUCCCGAGUCGCCAUCCUGUGCUCUCCACCAGUAAUACCACGCUGUCAGGCGCUGUGAGUUAUGCAGGCUUUCCAGAGGAAAGAUGUCCGGCUGGAAGUGGAAAACCCAUUUCACGGCCUGCCGGCUCCAAGGCACGCAGACACUCCGAUGGGGGCCGUCUUCUCUCGCUUGCCUCUCACCCGGCUGGUGGCUGAGCUGACGCAGUUGAGGAUCAGAGAGAAAGCGAGAGAAUGCUAAUACCCGCACCGUGUUCUCUGCACAUUGAAGGCACCCCACUUGUGUAUCCUCCUCUACACACAUGCACCCCAAGGCUUCCAACAGGAGCCAAAGGAGAUUCUUGGAGGAAGGAAGUGACCCAAGGACCUAAAUCAAAUGGCGUUUCAUAAAACCGCUUGGUAGGACCAGCUCUCCCGGCUGGAUAAGUCCAGGGUCCAAAGCCCUCGUCUUGGCUUUCCAGAACCAGUCCUGGAAAUUCUCAGCCCCAGUUGCUGUGGCCAGGGAGUGGAGGAUCGAGGAUCCUUCUGAAGGGGGCCACCUAAGGAGGUGCUUGGACUGAAUUCCAGCUGGCACCGGCCUGCCCUGCUGGGAGGGAGGGAGGGAGGGAGGGAGGGCUUGAUUCUGGGACCGGUUGUCGGGAAAGUCAGUGACCUUUUCAAGGCUGGCUGUUGCAGGAAACGGUGCGUAAGGCAACACCUGAGCCAGGUUUAUAAGGGUUCCUCCACCCGGACGGUGUGACAAGGGG